CUGGGUAGUCGGGUCUGGGUUCGGGUUCGGGUUAUGAAGAAGAGACGGCUGAAAAAGAUCUUAAAACAUCAUUGUCUUGACGAUAAAAUCAGCCAUUGAUUCAGUGUGCUCUGACCGCUCGACUCGAUUAGACAACACAUCAAAGUUCAGCACCAUGGCGGAUGAGAAGAAGAAGGUUAAGAAGAAGAAGACCAAGGAAGAGGGUGGUACUUCCGAAACCGCUUCUGAGGCAGUGUCCGAGGCAGCAACCCCCGCACCAGCUGCUACUCCUGCCCCAGCUUCUGCUACUGGUUCGAAGAGAGCGUCGGGCGGCUCGCGUGGCUCCAAGAAAUCGAAGCGCGCCGGCUCCUCGGUGUUCUCUGUCUUCUCCCAGAAGCAGAUUGCCGAAUUCAAGGAAGCCUUCCAACUUAUGGAUGCCGACAAGGACGGUAUUAUUGGCAAGAACGAUUUGCGCGCUGCCUUCGAUUCCGUCGGCAAGAUCGCCAAUGACAAGGAGUUGGACGCCAUGCUGGGCGAAGCCUCCGGUCCAAUUAACUUCACCCAAUUGCUGACCCUGUUCGCCAACCGUAUGGCCACCUCUGGUGCCAACGAUGAAGACGAUGUUGUUAUUGCUGCCUUCAAAACAUUCGAUAACGAUGGUCUCAUCGAUGGUGAUAAAUUCCGCGAAAUGCUCAUGGGCUUCGGUGAGAAAUUCACCAUGAAGGAGGUCGAUGAUGCCUUCGAUCAGAUGGUCAUUGAUGAUAAGAACCAAAUCGAUACCGGCGCCCUGAUUGAAAUGCUAACCGGCAAGGGUGAUGAGGAGGAAGAGGAAGCCGCCUAAGCAGCAGCUGGCCCCGUACACAUCCUAACUCUAACUCAGCAUCCAUAUUACAACCAACAACAACAACAACAACAAAAAAAAAACAAAACUUAAAAACUUUUAAAAUCGUCUAAAAAAAAUAAUAAACGUAAUUAAAAGAAA
This is a messenger RNA of Drosophila montana, 961 nucleotides long. It is a transcript of the gene Mlc2, whose product is annotated as myosin light chain 2. Gene Ontology annotation, biological process: locomotion; post-embryonic development. The record is from RefSeq and is a predicted model, not a curated record. Bases 155 to 820 code for a protein of 221 amino acids. Gene Ontology annotation, cellular component: cytoplasm; myosin II complex. NCBI's taxonomy places the organism in Eukaryota, Metazoa, Arthropoda, Insecta, Diptera, Drosophilidae. Gene Ontology annotation, molecular function: calcium ion binding; myosin heavy chain binding. The transcript is spliced from 3 exons.